Messenger RNA from Lodderomyces pseudojiufengensis, 585 nucleotides. RefSeq lists its product as uncharacterized. The record is from RefSeq and is a predicted model, not a curated record. The transcript has a single exon. NCBI's taxonomy places the organism in Eukaryota, Fungi, Ascomycota, Pichiomycetes, Serinales, Debaryomycetaceae. Bases 1 to 585 code for a protein of 194 amino acids.
AUGCAUUCAUUCAAAUUAAGUACAUUAUUAUUUUUAUCAUCAUUAAUAGUUUCAUCAAAAGCUGAAACAGAUACUACUUCAUAUGAAGGAACAACAACUGUAACAACUAUUCCAGAAGUUACUCAAACUACAACAGUUGCACAACAAGUUGGUGUUGAUGGGGUUGUUUAUAUUUAUACUGAUGAUAACGGUGAAUUAACUACAACUACUGUCUUUACAGCUACUUCAACUGAAGCAGUUGAACAACCAGAAGUUACUGAAUCUCCAAGUACUUCAGCAGAACCAAUUGCUUCAUCACCAGUUGGUGAAUCAUCAGUUGUAUCAACUCCACAAUCUUUCAUAACUCCAACUUCUUCUUCAGAAUCUCAAAUUACAAGUGCAACACCAAUAUCAGAUUCAACUGCUGUUACCAGUGAUGCAAGUAGUGCAAUUGCAGCAGGAGCAGGUUCAAUAACUACCAUAUCAGUAGAUGUUCCACCAGGAGAUUAUUCCACUUCUACUUUAGUUACUGAUACCACAUUAGCUGAUGGAUCUACUGCUGUUUUAGAAUUAGUUGUUUUACAUACCGCUGUUUGUCUUGUUUGA